CAUAGAUGUCCGCCGAACGAGGAAUGGAGUCUUUGUGGAAAAAUUUGCGAACCCAGAUGCGAUAAUCCAACACCAAAAAUAUGUCCAAAAAUUGCGUGCAGUAAGAAUAUAGCUGCUUGUCGCUGCAAACCAGGACAUCUUAGAAACGAGAAGAACAGAUGUGUCAAACCCGAGAAAUGUAAACGCCACUGCAAGGACGAUGAGUGUAAUCCGCUUAAAUCAGCCUGCAGAUGCAAGCAAGGGUACGUGAGAAACGAGCAGAAAAUCUGUGUGAAACUGGAAAAGUGUAAGAAGAAGAAGACUGAAUUAUACAGACCAUAA
Messenger RNA from Dufourea novaeangliae, 321 nucleotides. RefSeq names its product chymotrypsin inhibitor-like. The record is from RefSeq and is a predicted model, not a curated record. The transcript is spliced from 3 exons. The annotation marks the transcript as partial. Lineage: Eukaryota; Metazoa; Arthropoda; Insecta; Hymenoptera; Halictidae.